Molecule: messenger RNA, 7772 nt
Organism: Callithrix jacchus (white-tufted-ear marmoset)
Lineage: Eukaryota; Metazoa; Chordata; Mammalia; Primates; Cebidae
Gene: TNFAIP8L3
Product: TNF alpha induced protein 8 like 3
Biological process (GO): regulation of apoptotic process
Cellular component (GO): cytoplasm
Source: RefSeq, a predicted model, not a curated record
CUGUUUGGAGGACAUGACAGCUCUGGUUACUACUGUUUCUGACAUGAGUGUGAAUGCAUGUCAAUAAAAUGUCAAGACUGAGAGCCAUGCAUUCAAGCAAUGAACAUUUACUGUUUCAGUCCCUGGCUAUAGUUGCACAGAUAAAUAAAUCUUGGUCCCUGCCCUCAAGGAGUUCACAGCACAGUGGGCGAUAAAAUUCCUCAUCCAACUAAUGGAUGAUUGAUUGCUCCACAAGGUGAUAAGAGGUACUCCAAGGCAGGUGAUUGUGAAAACAAAUUGCCUAAAAAUCAGAAGUCAUUCAAAUAGAGCCCUGGGAAACUAAGCAGGAAUUGGGCUGGGAAGAAGGUAAGAGGUCAGUGUCCCAGCACAGGGACAGAAAAUGCAAAGGUGCAAGGACACCCAGGCCUGGUGCAGGUUGAGACCUGCCUGUGGCCUGGAGCCAGGAGCUUAGGGUUUAUAGAGGGUGAAGAGAAAACAGAUGUCAGUUCAGUGGCCUUGUGUGCCAUGCUAAAGAAUCAUCUGUGUUCUCUCCUGAAGGUUAUGGGAAUCCCCUUGAGGCCCCUACUAGAGGAGAAGCAUCAUCAAAGCCUGCUGUCAGCCCAGUGUAGAAAAUAGAAUGGAAGCUGGGGUAGAGAGCUGAGCAAGGAGACAGACAAGCAUUCGAGGGAGAAACCAUGAGGGUCUGUGCUGAGGUAGCAAGAGAAGGGCAGAGGAAGGUAGGUGCAUUUGAAGAUAUAGGAGCUGAAUAGACAGUCGGAGACCUCGUUAGAUAUGGGAGGUAAGGGAGAUAAAUAAGGCAAGGAUGGUCCCCCCGGUUCUUGUCUGGACACAGGCUAGCGGCAGUGCCAAGUAUAAUACAAGGAGAAGACUUCAGGAGGGUUGGAGAAAGAAGCUGAGAGAAAUGUUGAAUAUGGAUGGGGAGGGAUCUGUGGGCAUCCAGGUGGAGGUCAGGCAAGCAGUUAUAGAUGGGAGAGCCCCUGGACUGGAGAACAUAGGGGACAGGGGGCAGGGAGCAGUCCAUGGGACAGGGGUGGCAUCUCACACUUGAGGAGUGUCUAGCGAGAGAAGAGGAUCCUGAGAGAGCUCAGGAGGACACCCAGACAUGAGGCAUAGACAGAGGAGGAGGAGGUCUGGAGGAGGCUGAGAGGGACCAGGGAGCUGGGGUUAGGAAAGCGGAGACGGAGAGGGUCCCAUGCUGCCGGCGGCCAGGUAAGCCUAAGUAUCAGGGGUGCCCUCAGCGUUCCAGGAUUACAGUAGUUAGCAUAUCUGCCCCCGCAACAGCCUUUGGAACCCCCCACUCAUGUGUGACAGCCAAAAAUGUCCUCCCAUGUUUCCAAACACUUGUCAGGGCCAAUUACAAGACUAUUUGGUGAGGGCGGGUAAAUUGAGUUUGUAGUGAAAGCCAGGUUAGAACAAAACCACAGCUCCUCAGUCCUGCUGUGGUCUUUCCCUCCUCAGGUCUCUUCCAGGGCUACCCAGUCACUAUUUAUUUUUUGAAGUUUAUAUUACCGAAUUCCUAGCACAUGUCAGGGAUGCCAAAGUGAACAUGACAGUCAAGGUGAUGUAGACAUUUCUGCUCCUUUGUUCAGCUAAAACCGGGUUUUUCUCACAUGACCAGGAAAGAUGAGGCCCACAGACACAUUGAAAGGUGAAGAGAACAGAACUUAUUAAAAGAAAGCUCUCAAAGCAAAAAAAAAAAAAAAAAGAGGUCAUGCCAACAGGCUCCACCUCACAGACUGGAUUCCUGGCCGGCACACUUGAGCUAGAGUCCAGGCUCCUCCCUCUGCCCAAGGCGCGAAAUCCAGAGGCUCCGCCCCCAUCCCCCCAGUGCGCAUGUGCAUAUUUUCUGAGAGAAGCAGUUAGGAAAAGGGCCGGCAGAUGGGGAGGUUCUUCCUCUGUGUUGCGAGUUUUAUAUGGGCCCAGCUGCUGGGUCGUUAUGCUUUCAGGCUGUUUUAGGCUUGAAUGGGGGGUUUCCGCUAGGUAUCCUUGGCUGUCUCCUGUCUCUAUCAAAGGUCUCCCCUCUUGGAGCUGCCAGGGAACAAACAUUUGAAGCCAGUUGGUGGUUCCUUAACUAGACCCAUUUGCAGAAGAUGGGAAUGGGGUGGGCAGCAGGGCAUGUGCUUGGCUCAGGGAGGAGUUGGGCUGAAAAAAAGGGGAUGAGGCAGGGGAGACAGGCGGGGCAGCUGGGAUGUGGAGCCAGUGGGAAGAGCUGGCCUUGAGGUUUCAGACACGAGUCCCACGCACAGCUGCGUCAGCACAGGGUGGUCUGCUGGGGCUAGAGGCCUGGCAGUCUGUGGUUUGUUCUUUGGGCACUGUGGCCAACACAGGAAAAGGCCUUGGGGAAAGCCAGCAUGACGCCUGCUGACCGCACGCUCUAUGGCGAGCACAGGCCAAGGCCUCACAGAGGAAGCUGAAGUUUAAUGGAGGAGUCAAGGGUCCUAAGAAAACAGGGCGUGAAUGGCAUUUUGGAGGCAAGCCUCAGAUAAGGAAAGCUAGAGGCUCCAAGGUUGAUGACUCAGGUGUUACAGAGUGAGGGAGAAGAAGGAGGAUCCCAUUUGUGAAGAAUGGCAGGAGCAGAAAGGGGGCGGCAGGGAACUAGCACAGAGAGGAGAAACGCGGAGGACUCCUCCACAGGCAUCAGCACACAUAUGAUGUGUGCCCAAAUGAUGACAAAAAUUCUGUUUCUCGUACUUAAGGGGUUACUAUGAAAUUAAGAAGAGAAAGCAAAUUAGCAGAAUCUUCUUGUCUGCUCUCUCAUUUAAGACCCAGAAGCCAGUGGGUAAAGAGAUGGGCCCAUGGCACACAAUGAGUGUGCUGGGGGUGGCAGGCUCAGGGCUGGAGGCUAGGCUCUCUCUUAUACUUCCUGCUGCUGGCUCAGUGGUGAGAGUCAGGACCAGGGUUGGGCUCUUUGGUUUUCCCUGUAUGUGGGGAGCUACUCCAUGGAUACAAUCCUUGCAUCUUGAUUGUGUGCAAUAGCCAUUCUCAGCAUCUUUGAGUGACCACACCUGGUGAUUUGGUUGGAAAACAGUGAAACCUUUUGGUGGUACUAUUUUUUAUUACCAUGAAGUAUAAAAAUUCUAUUCUGAGCCAUUUGUGUCCUUAGCGCUUAAUUUAGAAAGGAAGCCUGAGAAAAAGUUAACAUUUCUGAGAAAGUUCCAGGAAGUCAAGCCUCGACGACAGCUACUUGGCCCCUCCCUUUACGUGAAGUGAAUGGGAUUCCCCAUGGACUCAGAGUGGUUAUAUCAUAGUAGCAGUUCCAGCAGAGCCUAGAAGCCCAACCUCAGGAGGUCUUGAGGGUGCCAUACUACCUCCCAUCUGCUAACAACAUCCCUCAGCAGUGUCAUUCCACAGGCCAGAUACUAUGACACCAGCGGAUAUUAAAAAUGUGGCUUGACUAGUCUUAAAUCUGUAAACCCAGUUUUACUACAGAAUAUAUGUAAGGGAGAUUAUGAGCAAUAUAUUACAUGUCCCUUUCUUGCUGUUCCACAUUCAGAUUGACUGAAAUCCAAAAAUGUAAUUGUUCAGGAUUCAUAUAUCACUAGAAAAAAAUCAAGAAGAACAUUGAGGAAGCUAUAAUGCUGUCUGCCAAAUCAUCUCCCAUCCAGAAGUACCUUCGGUUUCUUCUCCCUCGUGUGUUGCGACCUCUCAAGUACAGCUAACAGUUUGUCUGGUGGUGGUUAAGCUCACUACGCUAAGGGUUUACAUGUUACUACAUUAAUUAAUUAGAGCACAUUCCAGCAGCCUCAGUCCUUUAGGUUUAAAUAUCCACUGCCACAGGCCAUGUUUUGUUUUUUUUUCCAAGAUAGACUGGAGUUGGUUAGGUUCUGCAUCCAUUUUCCAAAAAUUACAGCAUUCCAAAGACUGGCAUUUUUAUUGCAUUAGGGUGUUUGCUAAUUUCACAUAUUACUGUGUUGGCAUGCUCCCACAGCUCUGAAUGUGGCAUCCUACUGGUGUCCUUGUUAGCAGUCUGGUGUUCUGAGCCUGGGUUCUUGGGUGCCUGCUGUGGUGGAGAAAGUUUGGGAGCUGCCAGCAGAGAGAGAAUUACCCAGAGAGACAAAAAAUGGACUGUGCUAUUCCAAUGCCCGACAGCUCCUCAGUAUUAUUAAAAUAGCUCAUGAGUGUGAAGGGGCAUAAAUAGGGAGGCUCCAAGGGUGGUAGGGAGGGGUGCUGCUGCCAUGGAGAGAGGGUUACUCCAGAAACUGAACACUGAGUGUGGUGGGCGAUAUAUCUGGCCCCCAGGUUAUGCUGCUGCUGUUGAGGCAAAGACAGACAGAGCCCAACUGGGCCAACCAAGUAGCUCUGUAUGAAAGGCAAAGGGUGGACCUUGUGCUCAGUUCAUAAGGCAUUUGAGUACAUUCAGUUCCACUGGCACACUGUGAAUGUGCACCUCCUUCCAGGUGUGGGUCCUGAACUGACAGAAUCUGGGCCUCAAAGAACAAGCACAAACAUGCUAAAAUCGUUCGUUCAUUCAUUUACAAGACAUAUACUGAGCAACUUCUAUAUAGUAGGCACUGUCCUGCUUAUGGGGAUUCACAGGUUGUCUGAGCAUUAGUCCCCAAGAACUCAACUCCAGAUGUGGAAAAUGGAGGGCCGGUCACAGUGCAGCACAGGAACGGGCUACCACUGAGCUGGGUGUGAGGGACAGCCUCCUCGGCAAAAGGGACAUAAGGAUUGGUCAGUGGCUCAUGGUGGGAAGAAGCCUUCAGCUACAACAAACAACCUGUCAGCUGUGCCUCUUCCACCUGGGUGAGGGUCCCCUGGUUUCAGCUACGGCACAAGAGAGUCAGGGCAUGAUUGGCAGCCAGGGAAGCACCCUCAGGAAGCACUGGCUUGAUUGCUGGUACUGUUUGUUUGUCAUCCGACUAUUUCAGCCAGUUGGGUUAGGACAAAACUGUUCUUGUGAAGGGUUGAGCCUCCUUUUGGCUCUGAAUUGGACAAGCAGGCCUCUGGUGGGAAGGAUGGGAUGAGGUGGGCAGAGCCAGAAGUUUUCACAGAGCUCCUCUUCAGUGUCCCCUGCCAGUAUGUUACUUAGGAAGGAGCAUUAGAAGGGAAUCCUACCAUGUGCCAAUAGGCACUCUUUUCCCCAACAGGCAGCCAGGUGCUGGGUUGUUACUUUCUGCAGAUACUUCAUAGCAAAAACUGGAAAUAGUUUGAAACCUACCAAGAGGGGACUGGGCAGAGAAAAUGGUGGCAUGUGUUAUUGUAAAAAAAAGAUGAUGUAGUACAUUUGUUGUCAUGGAAAGAUAUCUUUAGAAUGUUGAUUGAAAUGCAGGCGAGAAAAUAGUGUUCAUUGGUCCCGUGUUUGUGAAUAUUAAAAUGCACAUGCCUGGGAGAAUGUUUGGAAGAAUAUAUGGUUUGGCUGUGUUCCCACCCAAAUCUCAUCUUGAAUUAUAGUUCCCAUAAUCCCCACAUGUCAUGGGAGGGACCCAGUGGGAGGUAAUUUAAUCAUGGGGGUGGUUACCCUCAUGCUGUUUCCAUGAGAGUGAGUGAGUUUUCAGGAGAUCCUAUGGUUUUGUAAGGGGCUUUUCCCCCUUUUGCUUGGCACUUCUCCAUCCUGCUGCCCUGUGAAGAAUGAUGUGUUUUUUUCCCCUUCUGCCAUGAUUGCAAGUUUCCUGAGGCCUCCCCAGCCAUGCUGAACUUGAGCCAAAAAUAUCUCUCAGAUCUCCAAAAUUAACCUGUUGAUUUGGAUAUGAUUCACCUCCCCAGUGGCUUCACAAGUAUCUGCUUCAGUUAGCUCUGAUACCAUUUCCUAAACCCAAAACUGAGCUAGGUGCUGCGGGAGACAUUCUCUCUGACCUUGGGCAACUUGAAUCUCCUUGGGAAGAUAAGAACAAUAUGCAUACAUACUAUAGAGUGAGGAUGGCCAGUGUGUUUCAUUUCAGAUGUCAGCUCCAGCUAAUUGGUGGCCUUGUGAAGUAUUUCAUCAAAUCAAAGUCACCAUCAAUUGUCCUGAUGUUUUUAGUUCAAAGAGUCUUGCCCUUCAAGCCCAGAAGAAGAUUCUAAGCAAAAUAGCCAGCAAAACUGUGGCCAAUAUGUUGAUUGAUGACACCAGCAGCGAGAUCUUUGAUGAGCUCUACAAAGUCACCAAAGAGCACACUCGCAACAAGAAGGAAGCCCACAGAAUCAUGAAAGACUUAAUCAAGGUGGCGAUCAAAAUUGGGAUUCUCUACCGGAACAACCAGUUUAGCCAAGAGGAGCUUGUUAUCGUGGAGAAGUUCCGGAAGAAGCUGAACCAGACCGCCAUGACCAUUGUCAGCUUCUAUGAGGUGGAAUACACCUUUGAUAGGAAUGUGCUCUCCAAGCUGCUGCAUGAGUGCAAGGACCUGGUGCACGAACUGGUACAGCGACACCUGACGCCCAGGACCCAUGGGCGCAUCAACCAUGUCUUCAACCACUUUGCCGAUGUAGAGUUCCUCUCAACCCUCUAUAGUCUGGAUGGAGACUGUAGGCCCAACCUCAAGAGGAUUUGUGAAGGAAUCAAUCAGUUGCUAGAUGAGAAAGUCCUUUAAAUGCCUUGCCUCCUCCUGGACUUUGCUGCUUUAAAGUUACAGUGCCCAACCAUAAUCUGGGUGAGAAUCAAGAACAUAAGCAGAAACCCUUGUCAAAGAUGUCCAUGUUCUGUCCUGUUUAUCCCUCUGAUGCUGAUGCUGAUGCUGAACUGAGCUUAGGUGUGUUUUUCUUCUGAGCUCUCUAAGAAAGUUUCUACUUAAAAUCACCUGUGUGUAAGCCCAAAAGACAUUUCAUGUAUUUUAAGCAGAAAGUCUCUUUUGCUCAUUACAGUGAGUGCAGUUUAUCUCACGGAGUGGGAGGAGCACUGGACUGGGAAACAGGACAAGGAUUUGGUUUCCAACUUUACCAGUUAGGAAAUUACCCUCUGCAUUCUGGAACCAGGAUGCCUGCCUGUCUGCCUCACAGGGCUGUUUUGAGGACCAGAUGAGAUGAUGUAUGUUCAUGCUUUUGGAAACUCUAAUGUAAGAUCUUAAUAUUUUUGUCUUCUGAGUGUGAGGGGAUAAACCUGGAUGUAGAAUAUAAGCACCAUAGGAGAAAAGAACAAUAGAAUCUAAUGGACUGGGUUUGCAAUCUGUCUCUAAAUGCACUGCUUCAGACAAAGUAAAAUCCAAAGGUGUGAAAAAGUGUAGCUGCAAAUUGGAAAAAUGUUUUUCAAGAGUUAUGUUUUUGGCCUGGCGUGGUGGCUCACACCUGUAAUCCCAGCACUUUGGGAGGCCUAGGCGGGAGGAUUGCCUGAGGUCAGGAGUUUGAGACCAGCCUGGCCAACAUGGUGAAACCCCAUCUCUACUAAAAUUACAAAAAUUAUCUGGGUAUGGUGGUGCACACCUGUAAUCCCAGCUACUUGGUAGGCUGAGGCAGGAGAACUCCUUGAACCCAGGAGAUGGAGGUUGCAGUGAGCUGAGAUGGUGCCAGUGCACUCUAGCCUGGGCAACAGAGCAAGACUCUGUCUUUUUUUUUUUUUUUCUUUAAAAAAAGGUGUUUUUAAGGUCUUAAAUGUUUAGGUUUAUGAUCCUGCAGAGGGAAACUUUCCAUGGGGGGUGGGGAGAGAGAGUUUUCCACCCAUAACACAGAAACAGAAGCACUGUGCUCCCUCUGCAGGACCAGCCUUCCCUUAUCUAAAGGGCAUGGAGCUCAGGGAGGCUUUAUUCCACGCGCACGGGAGAGUCAGGCAGAAUGAACCCCUACCAACCUUUCUUGGCCUUUCACAGUCAUUUUGUGCUGUUGUCUUCUGGUUCAUUAAUAAAUUGAAACUACCCUCCAAA